Molecule: messenger RNA, 1223 nt
Organism: Cornus florida
Lineage: Eukaryota; Viridiplantae; Streptophyta; Magnoliopsida; Cornales; Cornaceae
Exons: 2
Coding region: 240-551 (103 amino acids)
Source: RefSeq, a predicted model, not a curated record
AGAUUUACACAAACCGCGUCAUUGGUUUGGAAAAAGAAAAAGAUAAAGUAAGAAAAUGGUACAAUGUUCUCUGAAUCAACUAAUAAUAGAAUCAGUCCUCCUUCCUCUCAUCUUCCUUCUCUCUCUCUAGUUCAUUACCACUUUAGUUCCUUCUCUGUUUGCAUAUAUAUAUCUCUAUACAUACACACACACACAUAUUUAUACCUAUAAUUUGUCCAUAUAGCUUUAUCAGGCCCGCGAUGGAUCACCGGAAUCGGUUGAAUCAGCAAUAUCCGAACGCGAUGAACGGCAAACAACUGGUGGAUCGUCCGAAUAGGCCAUCUCCGCAGCCGGAGGCGGGUAUUUGGGGCUGGCUGGCGGCGGGUAUUGGGAACAUGUUGGUGGUGGGUAUUAAGAACAUUGUCCAGGUAUACCUCCCGCCGUCACCACCGCCGGCGCCAGCGGUUGCCAUACAGAUAAAUGUUAAUAACGAUCGCGUGGUGAAGGUCCCACGGGGGAGGGGGAAUGACGGAGGCCGUGGUGUUCAAAACAAUAGGGCUAAGGUGACUUAAUUGAGGCAGUGAUCCUGCUUUAAACUGGACUUGAUUAUAUUUUUGUUGUGUUGCCAAAGGAAAUCACUUAAUAGCUAGAUUUGUGUUAGAGAAGUUUGUUUCACAUCAGAUCAGGAUUAAAAAGGGAUUGGGAUAUAUGUUUGGGUGGCCGAGUAUGCAGUACUACUAGCUACCUAACAACUUAAGUUUUUGGAUUAAAAGUUAACAUCUGCCCUCCUUGCAAAAUGUUGUGAAUAAUGUGUGUUUGCUUUUAACUUUAAAAUAAUUAGACAAGUAGCUCCAAAUUCCAAUUCUUUUGUAAUUUCAUUGUUUCAGCAAAAGUCAGAGAAGCCUCAAGAACAAAAGGAUGAGGUAGUUUAUUCUAUGAUAUUGAAGAUGAUGAACUAAUGUCGAGGAACAUGAACUAGACUAAAAAAAAAAAUGCACAGGUGAGAAUUGAAUGAUGAGUUGAUUGAAGAGUAAUUGUUAAUUUUCUUUUGUGACAGCUCGAAAUUUGUGUUAGACAUGAGAAGUUUAAGAUCUGUUCUUCUUCCAUACCCUGUAUUUUUACUUUAUUUUCCUCUGAUUUACAAUUGAAACAACAGGUGGUUGAAUUUUCAUUUGUAAAUGAGUGAUUUAUUUAUGCACUUCAUAUAUCUUAAUUAAGCUAAGUUUGGUUGCAACUUGUUUGUA